Kickxella alabastrina is the source of this 444-nucleotide messenger RNA. RefSeq names its product CAP domain-containing protein. The record is from RefSeq and is a predicted model, not a curated record. The coding region runs from base 1 to 444 and encodes 147 amino acids. Lineage: Eukaryota; Fungi; Kickxellomycota; Kickxellomycetes; Kickxellales; Kickxellaceae. The transcript has a single exon.
AUGCGCCCAGCACUCCAAGCCAGGAACUUGAAGAGAGAGACGCGCGCUAUCAGCAAUGAGUGGCGCCAAGAAAUGCUCGUAAUCCUCAACAACCUUCGCGCCCAAGCCGGCGGACAGCCUGUCGAAUUGAGAGAUGAGAUCAAUAACAUGGCACAGAAGCACUCGGAGUACCAGGCGCACGCCAAUGUUAUGACCCACAAGGAUCCCAGCGGAUCCCUCGGUGACCGCGGAUCGGCUAGUGGCAUUAAGUGGGCGGGAAUUUCCGAAAACGUUGCAUUUGGGUCUCAGACUGUUGAGGACGUCAUGAAGAUGUGGGUGUCGAGCCCGCCGCAUUAUGCCAAUAUGCUCGGUAACUACUCUCUUGUCGGAUUCGGUCUUGCAUCAAACAAUACCAUAAGCAAAUACGAUAUAUACUGGACCCAGAACUUUAUUCUGCCUCGCUAG